Messenger RNA from Vitrella brassicaformis, 1331 nucleotides. The record is from the annotation of a GenBank genome assembly. NCBI's taxonomy places the organism in Eukaryota, Vitrellaceae.
GUGAGAUCGGAAACGGAUGAGUGAGGGUUCUUCCCUCUCGCGCUGAGUGACGGUUCUUCCCUCUCGCAUUCUAUCUCUCCCCUUCUACCUCUCCCCUCUCCCUCUAUCUCACCGGCUCUUCAUUCAUCAGCCCCUCUUCAUCUAUCAAGCUUCUCAGCACGAGCAAUCAUGGCAGCGGCGAAGCCCACUGAAUUGGACCUGGAGUUGGGCGAUCUCCCAUGUCGGCCUGUUCCUCCGGAGCAUUGGAUGCGUCGCGUGGCGCCUCCACUGUCGCGUCCGCCAGACAGAUGCCAGCUGCGGCUUCCCAGACGCCAGAGCAACUACUGGGUGAAGCGGUGGCUGCAUUCCCACCUGAGGAGCAACUGAAGAUCAACAGGGUGAGACAGACAGACAGACAGAGACGGGAAAAUACGUCGGUUUUCACGGCAUCUGUUCUUCGCUGUGUGCGUCUUCUUUUCCCUGUCCAGUUCCGUUCCAUUGACUUCUACGUGGUGGUGUUGGUUCAUCAUCUGUGGUUCAUGAUUCCUGCCCUCUUUCUGAUCGGUCUCAUCCCUUGGUCUCUCACAGCAUGGGCCCUCAUGACCACCUUGGGUUACGUCGCAUCCCUUGCAGCAUUCAUCAAGCGGCUGUCUGGGGUGACAGGCCCAAACGCCUCUUUCUCUUAUGGGCGCGUUGGGGUGGCCCACGCUAUUUUGGCGAUAUCGGUGGCCGUUUGGUUGCACCUCCUGCUGUGCUUUCCUGAUACGUGGGGAAUCGGAGAAUCGGCCUUACUCAGCGGUUUGUCCGUAAUAAUCGUGGUGCUGUGUCUCCUGCCUUUAGCACGGGUCGCCAGCCCUGAGGCUGCCUUUAGCAGAGUGUGCCUGGAGAUCGUCACUGUGCACGUCAUGCUGAUGGUGAUCGAGAUCCUCUCAUUCCUGAUUUACAAACUCGUUACGGUAGCUUAUUAGAGACCUCCAGAGAGGGAGAGUGAAAUAGAUAUGAGCAUGUGUAUAGUGCGUGUGCGUGUGAAUGGAUACAAAGGUAGGGUGUGCAGUAGCUAUCCGUCUAGGUAUGUGCUGUGCAUUUGGAUGGUCGUUUUCGAUGUCAUGGCGGCCACCCAUAGCAUAGUCUGCUUCAUGGUAUCCAGAACAUUGGUCAGCCGGCUGAUCUCUUUUGGUAGGUACGUGUCUGUCUGUCUGUCUGAUGUGCGUGUUAUGCUGUACAUACACGAGUAGCCUGCCUGACUAACCUUUCUCUGCCUGUGCCCUCGCCGUCCAUACAUAUCAUUUUCACGAUGUGUCUGCAGUGCGAGUGUCAUACACGCAGCUCACGUUCGGAAAGGUUACAUGCAC